Trichophyton benhamiae CBS 112371 is the source of this 1686-nucleotide messenger RNA. RefSeq lists its product as uncharacterized. The record is from RefSeq and is a predicted model, not a curated record. NCBI's taxonomy places the organism in Eukaryota, Fungi, Ascomycota, Eurotiomycetes, Onygenales, Arthrodermataceae. Gene Ontology annotation, cellular component: mitochondrion. Bases 1 to 1686 code for a protein of 561 amino acids. The transcript has 3 exons.
AUGGCAACCAGGCAACUCAUCCUAUGUUGCCAUAUUCUAGGGAAAAGAAAGUUUGGGAUCUCGAUAAUACAUCAACAUUCUUUUCACGGCGUUACGGCAAGUCGAUGCCACCAAAAGAGCAACGCACUCUUCUGCUACACGUCAGGCCGCUGGCUGUACGAUGAAGAAAGCCAGCUGAGGAAACGCUAUGUUGAGUUCAACAUUGACGCCCUUAAGCACUAUGCUUCCCAAGCCACAGGUAGCGCCUGUGUCAAGUUGAAUAAAUUACCUGAAGGGCUUCAUAACAAGGUGUUCUCGCUUCAAAUGGAAACUGGCAGAGAAGUAAUAGCAAGAAUCCCUAACCCAAAUGCUGGUAAUUCAAGAAUAGUGGUUUCUAGUGAGGUUGCAACACUUGAAUUUCUGCACAACAUACUUGAUAUCCCUGUUCCAAAGGUCCUUGCAUGGAGUUCCCCAGCAUUGCGGCCGAACGCAGUUGGUGCUGAAUUCAUCUUAAUGGACAAAGUAAAGGGCGUUCAACUGAGCGAAGUUUGGAACGAUAUGUCGGAAAGACAGCGUUUCAAUCUAGUCAAAAACGUUGUUGAGAUUGAGAAGAGGCUUGUAGAUAUCCCACUUUCUGGAUACGGCGGCUUAUACCAUCGGGCGACAUUAGCGGAUAAUGAUUCUUUAUUUUUUGAAGCUAUUAACCCAGGCCAAAUGCCUAGGAAAGAAGAUGAUAUCUCUAAAUUCGUGAUCGGGCCAACCCCGGAGAAAGGAUUUUAUAUUGAUGGAGGCAAAGAACCCGGUAACAGCCGUGGACCAUGGAAAUCUGCUGUGGAAUACCUCACUGCCAUUGCAAAGCGCGAGAUAUCUACUAUACAGGAAUUCGAUAAUACUGAUACAGAUAGAAUCGUGUCAUAUUUACCGAGAGUCAAUACGUCAUUAUCAUCGUCCCUGCAUGUCCAGCUUCUGGAGCAGUUUAUCUCCGUCCUACCCUAUAUUAUACCUCCACUGGAAGUUCUCAAACCCACGUUGAUGCAUCAGGAUCUGCACUUUGAUAAUAUAUUUGUUGAUAAGGCAGACCCCUCAGAAGUCUCUGGUAUAAUCGACUGGCAAGGAACAUAUAUCUCUCCGAUCUUCUUACAAGCUAGAUUUCCGUCAAUUUUCGACUGUGAUGACCCAUACCCAUGGGGCGCAAUCCGACCAGAUCUCCCCGGAGAUUUCCAUACCCUACCACUAGAGGAGAAAAGGCUGGCCGAAGAGUCACUCGAUCGACUCCGAUUAAAGAAGUUUUAUGAGCUUACGUCAAGAAAAAUGAACCCACUUCUUGUCAAAGCUAUGGAUGCCAUGAGAAAUGACGAAUACCCAACGUCGUUCAUAUUCUACAUAGUACAACAGUCCGCUAUAGAUGGGCCAAUACCACUCAGAGAGCUUCUUAUCCAGGUCUACGAACAGUGGAGCGAAUUGGCCUGGAGAAACGGUGAGACACCGCCAUGUCCUAUCUCAUUUACUGAAUAUGAGAUAUCGCAGGCACGCCAGGAAGCUGAAGAAUGGGGAGAGGCGUUUAGUGAAUAUGAGAACCUCCGGAUGCAGAUACUAGGAAAUGACGGCUGGGUUUCACAUGAGCAGUAUGAGGAAGCUAAGCGACAAUUUGACAACUCCAAAGAGGAACUAAAGAGAUUAAGAGAGAGGUUGGACCAGAUAUUAUGA